Molecule: messenger RNA, 3619 nt
Organism: Bactrocera oleae (olive fruit fly)
Lineage: Eukaryota; Metazoa; Arthropoda; Insecta; Diptera; Tephritidae
Source: RefSeq, a predicted model, not a curated record
UAAGCAUAUUUGCCAUUGCGAAUUCCGACUUCUAUGAUAUUUUUAGUUUCUCUUUUUUUGUAGUAUUUGUCUACCUAGCUCGGAAGCUGUUGAAGUUCUGACACUCAGAUUCAUCACGAAAGAAUUUUAAUUUUUCUAAAAAAUAAUUGUAAAGAAACCUCCAUUUUAUCUAGAACUCCAGACUUUGGAGAAUAAAAUUAAGAAACUGAAGCAUAUUAUGUAAAAUUCUGUUAUGAUCGAAUUUCACAAUAUAUACACAUAUAUACUCAUACAACGCCCAAAGGCGUUAGUUUGCCUACAGCGCGAAUAAACGAAUAUCACUUUAAUUAAUUUUAAUUUAACAGAGUCGGAGAGAAUGUUUAACCAGCCUGGAUUGCUAAUAUCAGAUAGAAGAACAGCUCUAAAGGCUAAAAACGUCAACAAAUUUGUAUUUUUAAACAAAAGCAAGUGGAUUAUUGAGGAAUAAAGUACUGUAUCGAAACGUUUUUUAACUACAUAUUUCUUGAUGAAAUUUCUUGGUCGGCAAAUGUCGUCUCGAAGCCAGCUUCUCGAACAUUUUUAAGACGGCAGUGACAUAUCAAACAGCUGAUGUACACAAUUUCGUUGUUGCCAUAUUAAAACAUUUAACUUCAAAAAACUUAGUAAAUAGGUCGAUUCAUUGUUUUAAACUAUCAACUGUUAUUAAAUAUAUCUCCUGCGAAUGGCAGGCACCUUGACGUGGUGCAGGGGCUUAGGUCGCAAGGCAUUCUCGGCAUCUCCCAACCAAUGUGAGAAGUGCUGCCUAGCACCUCUCACGCGGGUUGUCCGAAGCCGCAUGCGUGCGACAACCAAGAGCUGCCACCUCCUAAUCCAGGGUGUUAUGCGACUCCCGUGCCCAUUGGAUGAUUUGUAGCCAGGAGGUAAAUUCGGCUGUAUUCUAACGGAGCCUUCCCAACACCGGGCCGCAUUGGGAAGUAAUGGUGGCCUUACCGCGUCAUGGGGCUCUGGCGCGGUGGACUUUCGCGUUCCCCUCACAAAACGUUGACCGGACUACUUGCCAUGUCGAGCCUAAGGUCGUAAGGAAAAGAUGGGUAACAAAAAACAAAAAACAAACAACAACACAACAAUGGACACAAAAAGGCAACAACAUUAGCAAACGGACAAGGACAAGGCCAACAAAACCAGCGCCGGUGCAGGUAAGGGACUUUCAGGGGCUAAACAGAAGUUUAGCUUCCUGGACGCCCUUUCGCCAGAAGAGCGGGCGCUGUUCGAGGAGCAUGCAAGGGAUGACGACGACGACAUGCCCUCGUGCAGCGGCGCUCAGCAGGUGAAAUUGACUGCGGCUGGCGCUGAAAAAGCGAACCCCAAAGAGGCUCCCCCGUGCAGGACCACUUGCUCGGACUCGAGCGACUCGGAACGGGCAUCUACCGGGGGGGUUCGCAAACGGAAGCGGAAGAGGGGAGGCAGACUACCCCCUCUACUACCAAAUGGGAGUCCAGGCGGACAGGACGAUCCCAGGAGGAGAGGCAUGAGCGGGGCCAGCCUCAAAUGGUACCUCAGGCACCUCCAGGAGGGGAAGACUCCGGAGGAAGCCGAAAAGUUGGCGCGUAACAGGGUGAGAGGAGACAAUGCCUCCCCUGCCUCGGAGAAGCGGAAGGGUGGCAAUACCGCAGCUAGCAGCAAAAACAGCAGUGGAAAUCGAAGCCAACGCCCGGUUAAGGGCAGCGCCUUCGACCACCCAAGCCGCAAAACGCAAGAGUGGGCAGCUAACGCCACAGGAACCACCAAACACCAAGCGGCAGAAAAGCACACAGGGGACCGGAGGCAACCACUCCGCCCCAAAGAGGCGUCGGCCUCGGCCGUCAUCGCGAGCAGGUUCACAGCGGAUGGUCUGGGCAUUCCACUGAUCCAGGAGCCAUGGAUCUACAAAGGAGAGGUCAGAGGCCUCAAAAUGGUGAAUAGCAAGGUAAUCUGGGAUCUCUCAAGUGAGAGACCCAGAACCUGUAUAGUAAUUAGGAACGAUAUUGAUUACUUUUGUAUUUCAGAGUUCCUAACACAAGACCUGGUCGCUGUGCAGGCAAAAAGUAACGAAGGAGCGGACUUCGUGUUGGCAGCGGCCUACUUUCCUGGAGACACGCUGACAGCACCCCCAGAGGCCGUCGGGAACCUCGAGGAUUACUGCAGGAGGAACAACCUGCCCCUCGUCAUGGGAUGUGACGCCAACGCCCAUCAUACUGAAUGGGGCAGCACAGACUGCAGUACACGGGUUCUCUGAUACCCACAUGGCUGUAGCCCAGGUGAACUUGCAUAGAGCAAUGACACAUUCGGCAGUUAUCUCAAACAGGUUCAUUUUGGAUAACCUGAGAGCUCUCCUGAUUCAGGACCCAUUGGCGUUUAAAAGGGAAGUCAAAAGCCUCACAGAAAAACACGAAAAGUGGGAGGAGAUAUCGAGACUUGCCUCUCUAGACACAAUCCAUGAAAUACCGAUUGAGACAAGUACAGGGAAAUCCUCGCGUUAAAUAUUGUACAAUAAAGUUAACGCAGUACUGUUAUGAAAACAAUUGUACGGGGAUUGAAGGCAGAGCAGAGGUGAUAGAAGACAUCAUCCUGGAUGGCAUCCAUGGCUGUCUUUUGACUGCUCCCAAGCAAAAAAAACAGAAAUCUUUGGUGGUCGAACAAACUUUCGACACCAAGGAAAUCGGUACGCAGACUCCUUAACAGAGCUUAUCUUGACAUAGAACCUUUUGACUACACUUCCCACUGCAGUCUGACCUGAGUACUGGAAUGGAGGCAAGUUGAUCCACCCAUCGUAAGGUGGACCAAACUAUCAGUGCCCAUGAGAAGGAUUCCAAACAUUUUUCAAGCUGUUCAAGAAAUUUAUCAGUCUUCCCAGAAACAAAUUAAGGUAGCUUGUGGAAUUUUAUACAGGUCACUGCAGACUGCGGUAUCAUCUAUACAGAUAAGGGUACCUGUUCCACGCAUCCGUGUCUCUAGAUUACGACGCAAUCGCAAGAAGAAGGAGUCAGGCUAUCGGGCAAAUAAAUACGGUGAGAGAACACAUUACAACCAUUAACUCAGGAGCUUUACUAAGCCUUUUCGAAUUGACUGCGUUAAAUGAAGUAUUGUAAUAACAGGAGAGGACACAAUAUAUCGCAGUGCACUACUCAAAAUAAAUCUGUCUAUAGUCACACAGCCUCAUGUUUUUCAGACUUCCUUUUCACUUCACACUUUUUACAUUUUUAAUAAUAAACUCGGAAUACAGCUAUACGUGUAUAUACAUAUAUAACACGUUAUAAUUUUCCGUAUGCAUUGAACACGCUGCAUUAAUACUUCAGCAGAGAGCAUGGUUAAAAACAUCGAUUUCUCAUUCAUUGUUAAAAACACUGUAAUACAUUGUGAUUGGUACUGGUAUGGUGUCUGACCAAUGACAGCUGAUUGACCAUUAUGGAGUCAUAAAAGUACAGAAUUGUGUUUUGCCGUCGGCAUUUCAUAUCAUGUGUAAAAAUAUUUGUAAAUUUGUCUACAAACAACAUAUGUAUGUAGAAAUGAACAUUCAUUACUUCAUGUAAAACUCCGUUGCUUUUAUGUCAAAGAGUCAAUCUGUCGAAGGACUGACGCGACGACAAAGCGUCACAACAUU